Messenger RNA from Drosophila elegans, 502 nucleotides. Its product is annotated as reactive oxygen species modulator 1. NCBI's taxonomy places the organism in Eukaryota, Metazoa, Arthropoda, Insecta, Diptera, Drosophilidae. Gene Ontology annotation, biological process: protein import into mitochondrial matrix; protein insertion into mitochondrial inner membrane. Bases 160 to 399 code for a protein of 79 amino acids. The transcript has 2 exons. The record is from RefSeq and is a predicted model, not a curated record. Gene Ontology annotation, cellular component: TIM23 mitochondrial import inner membrane translocase complex.
GCCUGACGAAUUGGGCCGAAAUAAAUCUAUUUCCUGAAAUAAACGGACCUUUGAGCACUAAGAGGCACAUUCAGAAGUGAAUCGGAGCAGCGAAGCGUGCUACCUGGCAGGACCCACUUGUAAAACAGGAGAACCGGGAGGAAUCAAGCACUUUGCGGCAUGCCACUGCCCACGAGCUCAUUUUCCCAACAGGGACCCACAUGCUUUGAUAAGAUGAAGACGGGCUUCAUCAUCGGAUUCUGUGUGGGAAUGGCCAGCGGAGCGGUCUUCGGCGGUUUCUCGGCACUCAGAUACGGACUACGUGGUCGGGAGCUGAUCAACAAUGUGGGCAAGACCAUGGUCCAGGGCGGCGGAACCUUCGGGACUUUCAUGGCCAUCGGUACCGGUAUUCGCUGCUGAUCCUGCUGGCAUUUGCCUAGAGUUACUAAAAAACCAAACCUUAAGUCCCACUCCAAUCUUGUUUAAAUUACGUUAAGUUAUUGCAAUAGAGAUGUUAAAGAGA